Sycon ciliatum is the source of this 2749-nucleotide messenger RNA. RefSeq names its product inositol polyphosphate-5-phosphatase A-like. Bases 312 to 1805 code for a protein of 497 amino acids. Gene Ontology annotation, molecular function: inositol-polyphosphate 5-phosphatase activity. The record is from RefSeq and is a predicted model, not a curated record. NCBI's taxonomy places the organism in Eukaryota, Metazoa, Porifera, Calcarea, Leucosolenida, Sycettidae. The transcript has 19 exons. Gene Ontology annotation, biological process: phosphatidylinositol dephosphorylation.
UUCUGGACAACCGGCGGGCCCGGUGCGUCAGAUAGCUCUGUGUGAGGAGUGGAACAUUGGAUUUUUUAGAUGAGCUGUAGGUUGCUGUCUUGACAGAUUCAUAGUGCUUCCCCACCCCACGCCACGUUACGCUGGUUUGAUUUGCCACUGCCAGUACAGUAGCUACUGCAGUUUAGAGAGUGUCGAGAUAAACGAGUGAAAAUUGCCUGCCGUUCCGCUCGUGGAGUAUUGGAAAUUUUUGACGCCGUUGGAUUGUCAAUUUCGCAGCUUGUGUGCUGGGCAGAUGAUCGCCUGUAAUUAGCUGGCCAAGGAUGUCUUCCGACCACGAAGAGCUGUCGUUGCUGUUGGUGUCGGCAAACGUUGGAACCCUCUUCGAGCAGCCUGAACGUCUACUUGAGCCAUGGCUGAAUACUUUCUGUGCGAAAGUCAGUCAGGAUCAGCCAGACUUUGUGGCUCUGCAUUGCCAAGAAGUUGGCGGGAAGUCGUACAUGACUGGCAUGGAAUAUGUUGAUAGCUUUGUUGAGCGUCUAUUGACAUCUUCAGACUUGGUCGAGUAUAGUCGUGUGCGUGGUUACAUUGACAAAGAUUAUGAAACAAAGACGGAAUUUACUGCUCUGGGAAGUGUGUAUCUGGUUCACUCAAGAGUGUCGGAUGCUGCAAUGUGGGACUUUUCAGGAUGUCGAUUUCACCCCGUAGCGGAUAAGGAGGUAUGUAGAAUAAAGCACGACAACCUGAACAAGGACCCGUAUCACCGAAAGCUGAAGUAUCCACCAGAUUUCUUUCCGCAGUUCCCAUGGUCACGCAAGGGUCAUAUCAUCACGAGAUGGCGGUUACGGAACAGAGUGGUUGACAUCGUCAAUGUGCACUUGUUCCAUGAUGCUAGCAAUCUUGAAUCUGUCAGCCAGUCACCGUCCAUCUAUGUGGCCAACCGUGCUCGCGCUCUCCGCCAUACACUAAAAAGGAUCGAGGAGCUUGGACUGAGAGAAGCUCCCAUGUUCAUCUUCGGUGACUUCAACUUCCGCAUUGAUCUGCAUGGAAUUGUGCAUGAUCACCUUGCUGGCGUCAACGCCAAAUCGACUGAGAAAGAUGGAGUGGUGGCAUGCAUUGAGUAUUGUCAUGCCGACUGCUCAGAUGAUGAUACGCCUGCUCUGAAGUUGGAGAAGAAGGGAUUUGUACUCAAGAAAGGCAUUGCACCGAGUUGCUCACAGCUGAUUGAAGAGUGGAGGAAGUUUGACAAGGAAUCUAAGCAGUUCCCUGAUCUGUUUGAGCAGGAAAUCACGUUUCCUCCAAGCUAUCCUUUCAGUGAGGAUGAAGGUGUCACAGAUCAGUACAUGCACAGUCGGCCACCCAGCUGGUGUGAUCGUGUUCUGUACAACCAAGCAUGCAAGGACUUGCUGCAGCAGUCAUCUUCCACUGCUGAUUACGGUGUGAUUGGUGCUAGCGAAGAGAUGGGAGACCACAAGCCCGUUUGCCUGUCAGUGGGACUGCCAGCUUGUGCGGCUGCAGCUGUAAGCAACAACAGCCAUGGUAACAACAUUGGCAACUCCCAUGCCCAGCAAGCCUGCGACAAUGGCGACUCUGCUUCUGGAGAGCCUGCCGCCAAGCGGGUGAGCCAGCAGUUGCGUUGCGAUCAUACCAGUGCUGGGGGACUGCUGGUGACUUGUCGGCAUAUGCUCAUUCUGGCCAUGCUCUACUGUUUGACACUGAUUCUCAUUCAGUUUACAACGGGUGUUGACCCAAUCACAGCCAUCGUCAUCGUUCUCUUGCUGGCCGCCACUGUUCUCCACUUUGUCGAUCACCGGUAGCUGCAUUGCUCCAACCCACCGUUACUCACCCGACAAUUUACCCGAUUUGCCAGUUUAUCGUUGCGAUCUCUCUAUCUCGCACGCCCCCUAGCCUUCACACCUUUCAUCGUGUCAUCGUUGCUAUCAUCGUCGUCAGUCCUCUUCGCUUAUCAAUCCUCUUCGCCGUUGUCAUGUUCUACAAGGUGAUGUGCGCUUGGAACAUGUGCAGCUGUGUCGGUGAACACACCACAAUCAGCUGUUAUGGGAAGAAAUAUAUUUAUUCUGCUUGUGGAAAACAACAUUGCACUAGGCCUGUAUCAAGAUAGUAUAUUCUUAUAACAAAAAAAGACUAGACGACCUUUAGCUUGCUGUUUGCCUAACAUAUUUCCUAAUUCUGACUCUUGCCAUGAUAUACCAUCUUGAGUGUGUCACCUCUGCCGAAGGACGAAAGACAUUGUGCUUUCGAUGAGAGGCACGUCUAUCAAGCUUGUUCUUCUAUACUGAUCUAGUUUAAGUCUGUGUAGUGGUAUGCGUGUGCACGUGUGUUUGUGUGUGCGUGUGUGUGCGUGUGUGCAUGUGCAUGCGUGUUCUUCAUACACUAGAUUUUAUCUGAACGCCACUUGCCCCCGUCACCUCUUUACAUCGGUUGCACUGAUUCCUGCUAAGGAGGACGCACUAUAGCUAUAUGCGUCGGCAUGAGAAGUUCCCCAAUGCGCUCAUUUCACGUUUGUCUGUUUACGACCCAUGCACUUACUGCAAACCCAGCAUUUCAUGUAGAGAGAUAUAUGUCCACAUCCAUUAGCAGCAGACAACGUACUAUUUUGUGCCUCUGUAGUCGGUCUCCAGCUGUCUUUUUUCUUCUUCCUGUUUCAUCUCUUUCCUCCCCUCCAGGGAGUCUUUUGAGUUUCUUUGACAUGUCAGCUCACCAACAUUUGAGAAUAUCAAUGGUUUCGAUGGCAAAGUAA